This is a messenger RNA of Durusdinium trenchii, 3726 nucleotides long. NCBI's taxonomy places the organism in Eukaryota, Dinophyceae, Suessiales, Symbiodiniaceae. The record is from the annotation of a GenBank genome assembly.
AUGGCCCAAGAUCUGGGGUCCAGCAGAAGGCUUCAUGAACGCUUGCGUGCCUGCACGAAAGGCACAAGCGCUGCACUUGAGAGAUUUUCGAGCCCUUCUGCCACACCAAAAUUGCUGAAGUGUUUGGCGUCUGCAGUGGCAUGGUGUAAGCAAGGGCGCUGUGGUCCCUUGCGAGCGGUGCAACUACCAUGGGGCAGCCGCCACAGAGCUCCAUCAGCACUCCGAAGGAGCACGAGGGCAUUGUUGAGCGGUGUGCGAGGUAAAGCGCAUUUGCUCAAUGCGCUUACAAGGUAUCGUUAUCAGUCCGUGAUGCUGAGAGGAACAAGGAUGAGAACCCACGCCCACACAGGGAGAAUCCGCCUUUGUCAAUCUCGACCUGUGCUGGCAGUCCUACAUGUGGUUUCGCCACGAGAGCGCGGGGAUGGCCAGGUCCUGCAGUUGGCUUGCGCAAAGCUUCUGGUUGUGCUGGGGCCGCAUUCUGCAGUUGUUGAGGUUCGACGGCAAGUGCUUCGGCAUGUAAGAUGGAAAGAGCUAGCACGUGCAGAAGGACCAGGUUUGCGAUGGUCACAUGCAACAAGGCCCAGUGGAUGGUCGCUGCUUUGGCAUGGAACACAGCUUCCGGUGGGUGGCCCGGACGUGUUUUGUGUGAAUGGUUUGACGAUGCAACCCGUGAUGAGCAUCCAGUUCCACAAUCACCAUUGUGAAAGGUGCUGCAUUGGGCCAGGCCACAUUGCCCGCAAGUGGGCAGGCCGGGCCGGAGAGUUCUUUCAGCUUCACGAGGAGGAACCAUGGGGCUGUCUUCUAUCAAAGGGCAAUGCAAGCUGCAUUUCACACAUUCGGCAGCUAUUGUCCUGUGAGAAAGUCCGUGCAAUUGACAUUGGCAGUGUGGAUUGGCUCACCAUGAGGGAGAACAUGUGGAAGGCCUUAGUGUUUGCUCGAGAAGGGUCUGGUGAAGGUUUCCGUCAAGGUCUGCACAGGCAGUUGGACAAGAUCGCCUUUGAAGCUGAGCAUGGAGACUUCACGUUGGACAUGGGGCGCGCAGACUGGAUCUCCAAGUUCCGCACGCUCUUUGCCCAACAUUUGCUCAGCCAUGAAGAGGUUCCUGGAUGCAUAGUUGGCCAUGUGACGCUUCAAUUGUUUAUGGUGUUCUUCGUUGACAGCCGUGGGCAUGGUGUUUUUCGCCAGGAAUUGGAAUCUGCUUCCAGUGCUGUGAAUCAAUCGCUGGAGGUGACACCGAUAUGCUUUUCCCACAUGACUGCACCGCAAUUGUGGAACCAGCCAAAUGUUCUCGCAACCCGCCUUUCACUCUUCAAGGCAAUACGGUGGAUGCAUCUAUUGGAGAGCGGGUGGCCAAUCUUCAAAAUAUUUUCCUUGGUAACGCAUGCUGCGUGCGUCAUGAAGAACCAGCAGGAUUGUUCACCACGCUGUACAAAGGAUCGAAUCAACUACCUCAUGCUUAUGGUAGAAAACAAGGUCAGUGAAGCAAGUGAGCAAUAUGGUAACCAUAUGGGACCGCAACAGUUGCAGGCUUUGGCAUUGGAGCUUUGGAGGCUUGGGCAUAAGCAAUGUGGCCCGCUUUCUGUCGCAAUUGGUGCUGCGAGCUGCGCUGUUGCCAUGGCCCGUUUGGCCCGCUGGCGCGAAACUCACCUCUACAUCACUUUGGCAGAGUUCCAUUUGCUUGACCUGAGCUAUCGCUUGGCUUGCGUUGACUCCAUGCUUUUGCAGAUGCCCCAGUUCUGGGAGAUUUUAGGCUACAUCGAGGAUGAGGUCCAGGCUUCUUUGCCCCAUGGUGUUGGGCAUCCUUGUCAUCUCUCGUUUUGCCCCGACGGCGGGAGCCCUGAUCCCAGCAGCUGUAGCUGUGGACACCUUUACCGCGAACCAACACAUGAACUGUCAGAUAAGAUUUGCAUCAUCUCCACGGACCCCGGGGAUGACAGGCCUUUGGAGACCAACCUUUCACGCUUGGUUGCAAAGGAACCCGAGCACCUGACCAACUUUUGGAGCAUCACUUACCACUUGAACAGGCUUUACGCCUUGCUCCACGGCUAUCGCUUUCGUCGGCCCCAGGUCAAUAACUGGGGCCUUCGCGAAAUGCUUUCGGAUGGUUUGUAUCCUCCCAGGAGAGUGCAAUGGGCUAUCGUGAGGUUGGUGCAGCAAGAGCUGGAAGACAGGAGUUGUGAGUAUGUGGCAUGGCUGGACAGCGAUGCCUACAUCGCUUCAUCGGAGCCUUUGGAGAUGGUCCUGGAGGAAUAUGGGUUGAUCAACAGGACUGAUUUGCGGCGCUUGAUACAAAGGGCAACGCCGAGGACCGAGGAUGUUCGGUCCCCGGACAGGUCCGACUUUGUACGUCGUGAGCAUGGGCACCUGCCAUUGCGAGAGGUUGUUGACGCCUUGGACGCCCUGCAGUUUUCCUACGUGUCUUUUUUGCGGUGCUUCGAGGAGCUCGACGCAGAGCCCCAAAAUCAAGUUGAUGUUAAAGACACCGAGGCAAUGGUUUUGACAAAGGAAGAACGUUUGAAGCGGUAUUGUGCUGUCAAGCCACCAAUUGAAACAUCGAGUGAUACAGCUGUGCACCAGCUCUACCGCUUACUGAGUAACCUUCAAAUUCUUUGCCCUGCGGUUCCUGAAUGCGUGACGAGCCCUUCACCGGUGGAUAUUGUGGAUGAAGCAGCGGAGCUGCCAGAGUCGAAUUGGCAGGAGUUGGUCACAGAGUGGAAAGCCAAGGGCAGCGAGUGCUUCAAAAGAAAGGAGUUUCAAGUUGUCACUUGGCGUGCAGACCGAGCCGUGGAGCACUACACCCGGGCUAUCCAAGCGUCUCCGAAGAAUGCGGAGGACGCCGCAUCUCAUUCAUUUGGCUUGGCAGCACUCUAUUCAAAUCGAUGCGCCGCCCGUUUGCAGCUUGGUGACCAGCUGAUGGCCUUGGCGGAUGCACAUGUUGCAGUGGAGCUAGCCCCUACUUGGCCCAAGGGCUAUUUCCGAAAGGGUUGCUGUCUCAGAGAACUUGGCAAUUUGGAAGAAGCAGCCUUGGCCUUUGGCGCCGGCCGAAAGCUGGAGCCAGAGAACAAAGAUUGGGAAAAAGAACUCGAGAAAAUCGACAAGCUUUUGCUCUCAAUGUCAGCUUGCCAGGUGAAGCAGUUUGUGCUGCAGUUGCUACCAGAUAUUCUGGCGGCUUGGCUUCGUGUGCCACCGAGUGGGGCUCCUGGAAAGGUUCUGCAACUGCAAGUGAAUGGAUCUUUCCAGCAGCUGUCAGCCUGCAAGUGGCGUCAACUUCAAGAUGGCCUGCAACCUGGAAAGGCACAAAUCAGAUAUGCAUAUUUGGAGCAGAAAGGCUAUUUGGCGAACUUGGUCGCGAACUUGCAAAGCCCCUCGACCGAAGGGUUUGCCAUUGCUGAUCUUCAUGGCCAAGCGCUGAGCCUUCCAGCAAUAAAGAGUUUCUUCAAGGAGAGCACAGUUGCAGUCCACAUCGAUGUCAAAGACGAUAAAGACGGCAAGAUGAAGGCUAUCCUUUUCAGGCUGCCAAUAGAGGAGGGUUUGGAGCGUUUUGUAUGCAAGCCCAAAGAUCCAGAUCCGCCCAAAGCUUCUGUGGACAGCGUGCUCACUAUCCAGAGGCGAAGUGGUUUCCCAAAGUCCUAUCCAAAGUACUUGGGUUUCCAGAUGUUCCCGGGAGAUUUGAAUUUUCCCGUCAUUGACCUCCUCCGAGAUGCUCCCGCGCAUGCUGACAUGUAG